This is a messenger RNA of Fonsecaea erecta, 2013 nucleotides long. RefSeq lists its product as hypothetical. Lineage: Eukaryota; Fungi; Ascomycota; Eurotiomycetes; Chaetothyriales; Herpotrichiellaceae. Gene Ontology annotation, biological process: intracellular signal transduction. The record is from RefSeq and is a predicted model, not a curated record. The coding region runs from base 1 to 2013 and encodes 670 amino acids. The transcript is spliced from 3 exons.
AUGUCCGAGCCAACGGAUGUGUCAGUGGACGACUCUAUGACUUCGGCGCCUGUUCCAAAUUUACCUGCCCAAGUCGGUUCGCCUGAUAUCGCCCACGAUUCCUCUUCCGCCUCGAAUUCGCCUCGUACCGACUCUACUCGCCCACUUCAUCACCACCACUCCAGUUCAACCAGUCUCACCCAAAGCAAAAGUAGACGGUCGCUGGCAUCUCUGGCGCGCGAGAAGACUUCCAACGCCUUCGCCAAUCUCGCCUCCCUGGGCACGAGUUCCACACCAAGUCUGCGCUCGGCAACCUCGUCGGGAAGUCUGUCUAAACACUCCGCCUCUCCCAAUAUCCCACGACCAAGUCUUCCGCGCUCGCCAACCUCGCCAGAAGUGCAGGCGGCAGCUCAUGCGCGGAGAAUCAGCGGGAUCCGCCUUCCAGUCCAAGAAUCGAGAAGCAGUACCACCAUCCCAUCAAUGCCGAACCCAGACCGGAAAGAUGGGAAAAUGCACCAGACGUCUUCCAAGAUUUUACGCAUGACCGACGAUGAGAGGCCUUUUACCAGGGACUUUCAAGACUUGUUCGCCACUCUUAUUACCAGCCUCCCACUCACCCCUCAUCGGGUUCGAUUCUCGAGGGUCGAGGAGACGUUUCUGUCAGAAGAGGCCAUCACCAAUCUUGGUUCUCUCAAAUUCUCUCAGUCCAACCGCAUACCCGACCCGAAGAACCCGUCACGAUGGGUCGUCACCACCACAACGACCACCUUUUCUAUGGCCAAGGAAAUGGCCCGCUCAGUGUGCCAACGGUUUGUGGACGCCCGGCUGAUUGAAUCUGCCGAGUCCAAAGGGAACAACGUCUUUGUGGCCAAGGGUGGUGUGUGGCAACUGACACCUAAAGGAUCUGCCACCCUACACCGGUUCUGUAGUCGGAAUGGAAUCAAUGCACGGCAUAUCGAACCCAUACUACGGCGAAACCAGAUGCAGAUGGUAUCCUUGGAAAGGGACUCGUCCACCGACAAACUUGUGCAGGACAGGCCGACGAUUGAGAUCAUCUUCCGCCGAUUCAUGGGUUCAGAAGGCCCUAACCUGAAGAGUUCUACGUCCUUGUCUGACUCUGACUCCGUGUCCGAGUAUGCGUCGGGACUUGUUGGUGUCAAGAUGGCCAAGGAACGCAGAGUGUUGGACAAACUGGUGAACAAUAGUUUCACUGGUAAAGCAGCGUCCGACUGGUUGCUCGAUUGCUGCACAACUAUCGAUCGCAGAGAAACCUACGAGAUGGCAGAACUGUUUGUGAAGUGGCAACUGAUGGCUCCGGUCGUGGAAGAUCGAGCAUACAUCCGACUGAACCCCAUGGCCACGUACUUCCAACCCACCAAGCAUGCCAUUUACACAUUCACCGAGAGGGGACAACGGGUGUGUGGCUGGCUUGCACGGCCCGCGAGCAUUGACAGUGAAGACAGUCGGGAUACAAAAGAUCACAAGAGCCGACUUGCUAGGGACUCCAAUGUCAGCCGAUUGAACGUGAUCCUGCAAGAUGCUGCACUGCGGCUGCUCUUCAGAGAGUUUCUUAGGCAGUCACUCUGCGAAGAGAAUUUGCAAUUCUAUUUCGACGUAUCGGAUUUCACCAGCAAUUAUCGGAACCUGGAGAAGUCUGGAAAGCUGGAACGUCCUGAAGCUGUUAAGGACACACUCGCUGCUGCAUAUGGUCUCUACAACUCAUUUCUUGCGUCUGGAGCACCUUCGGAGCUCAACAUCGACCAUUCCCUACGAAACCGUCUCGACUCCCGAAUGAUUCGUACCAAUACUGAUGAUGAAUCAAUGCGUGAGAGUCUCGAGGAAGUGGUGGACUUAUUUGAGCUUGCCCAAAGUGCUGUCUUCAAACUGAUGGCUAGCGAUUCCGUGCCCAAAUUCCUUCGAGAUCCCCGGCAUGCCGCAGUCCUUCGAGACCACGAAAUCGAUUUGAUCGGCUCGAACCGCGCAAUGUCACCCGCACCCGACCGGACUGUCAGUCGGUCGAACACACGAUCAUAA